Molecule: messenger RNA, 2566 nt
Organism: Lethenteron reissneri (Far Eastern brook lamprey)
Lineage: Eukaryota; Metazoa; Chordata; Hyperoartia; Petromyzontiformes; Petromyzontidae
Gene: FGGY
Product: FGGY carbohydrate kinase domain containing
Biological process (GO): carbohydrate phosphorylation; pentose metabolic process
Cellular component (GO): cytoplasm
Molecular function (GO): D-ribulokinase activity
Source: RefSeq, a predicted model, not a curated record
CCUGCACGACGGACGGACACAACAAUCCCUUGUGGGCUGGUGUCACCAGGAGGUCCCUGCCGGUGUCAGAGUGACUCCCGGUUGGGUGAUUGACUCCCUCUCCCCGUUCUGGAAUGUGUCUCUACCGGUUCCGGAAGGCAUCUACCGAGCGGAUGAACAAAAACACGACACGGAGGCUUUCGUGACUGCAGGAAUCCAUCCAUACCGUUUGGUUUCUUUGGGUAAAGUCACGAAAGAUAGAACAAAUAAUAAUAGGAGAAGAAGCAGAGGAGGAGGAAUAAGGAGAAGAAGAAGAAACCCUCCGGCUGCUGGAAGAUUCUUCGGGAAGACGCUCCCUGCGAGUUCGCUGACGAGGCCAAGUUGGAAGUUGUUACUACAACUCGGCCUUCAAAAGCUGCCGAUGGCAUGGUACGUGGGGGUGGACGUUGGCACUGCGAGCGUGCGGGCCGGCCUGGUCGAUCGCGACGGCACGGUGCACGCAUGGGCCUCAGAGGAGAUACGCGUCCAUCAACCACAGGCUGGCCGCUAUGAGCAAGACUCGCAGGACGUGUGGCGGGCGUGUUGUCACGUCGUCCGGCAAGUGACCACAAAUGUGGACGUGCAUCAGAUACGUGGGAUAGGUUUUGAUGCCACAUGCUCGCUGGUGGUUCUGGAUGAAAACUUUGGCCCGCUUCCAGUUAAUGAAGAAGGGGAAAGGUGCCGUAAUAUUGUGAUGUGGUGCGACCACCGUGCCAUCGGUGAGGCGGACCAGAUAAAUUGCACGCGACACGCGGUCUUGGCAUCACUCGGCGGGGUCAUGUCUCCUGAGAUGCAGCCCCCAAAACUGCUGUGGCUUAAACGGAACCUCCCAGACUCGUGGAAGAAGGCAUGGCAUUUUUUUGAUCUUCCGGAUUUCUUGACGUGGAAGGCAACAGGAUCUCUGACCAGAUCUCUCUGCUGUGUGGUGUGCAAAUGGACUUACAACGUGGACAGUGGAUGGGAUCAAUCUUUCUGGGAUGAGAUUGGAUUAUCUGACAUUUGCCAAGAAGGAUAUUCAAGAAUAGGUGUUGACUUCCUGGGACCUGGCCAGCCCCUAUCAGGGGGCCUGACCAUGCAUGCAGCCGAUGAGCUGGGCCUUCAACCUGGCACUGCUGUGGGAGCUGCUCUCAUCGAUGCACAUGCCGGCACUAUCGGUGUGAUUGGAGGAGACGUCACUGGCUUGGGCCUGGCCUGUGAAAGCCAGCCAAUCACAGCCAGGUUAUCAAUGAUUGGUGGCACAUCAACCUGUCACAUGGCUCUGAGCGACAAGGCGCUGUUUGUGGGUGGUGUGUGGGGGCCGUACCUCUCGGUCGUGCUUCCUGGACUUUGGCUCAACGAGGGAGGACAGAGUGCCACAGGAAGCCUGAUUGAACAUAUAGUGGCUGGUCAUCCUGCAUACAAUGAGCUGAAGAAAAUUGCUGAUGCCAGCGGUCAGUCAACCUAUGAAUGGCUGAAUCGGCGAGUGGUUUCUAUGGCAACUGAGGGAGCUCCACCUGCUACUUUGACUUCUGACCUCCACGUGUGCCCGGAUUUCCAUGGCAACCGAUCCCCGCUAGCCGACUCUUCCCGCAAGGGAAUGGUGAUUGGUUUGGACUUGAGCCGCACAUGUGAUAGCCUGGUGCUACUCUACUUGGCCACCCUGCAAGCCCUCGCUCUUGGGACACGCCACAUCCUUAAUGCGAUGACACAAUCGGGCCACAAUGUGAGCGCAAUAUUCAUGUGUGGAGGGCUGAGCAAAAAUUCAUUGUACGUGCAGGCACAUGCAGAUGCCACGGGUCUUCCUGUUGUGCUUCCAGCAGAGGCCGAGGCUGUGGUGGUUGGGGCGGCCAUUUUGGGAGCUUGCGCCUCUAAAGAUUUUACAUCCAUGCAGGAGGCAAUGCAGCACAUGGUAAGGGUUGGCAAGGUGAUUCAUCCAGACCCUGCUGUAAGAAGCUUCUAUGAGAGGAAGUACAAGGUGUAUAUGCUCAUGGGCCGUAAUCAACUGGAGUAUCGCUCGCUUAUGAGUUCUGCGGACCACCAUGCCAACUCGUAAUCAAGGGCAGAUGAACGACGAUAAUUAAUUAUUAGUAAAUGCAGUUGUGCCAAAGAACAAAAUGUAUUCAUUUAUCGAUGCGUUGAUUGAACGUGUAUUCCACAAAUCUGAUUUGUAACUAUGACCAGUAAAUAUGCAGCCCAGCAAUGACUUGGGUCACGUCACCAUCACGGCGUGUGGCGAAGGGCCUCCACUGGAGGGAGCCCUAGAGAGCUUGGAAUUACGUCCAAUCUUGACUCUGUUCAGUUUUAAAUCAAAUUGAUUACUUUAAACACGCUUCAUAUUUUAACUCAUGAAAUGAAGUCUCCAGGUGAUAUCUAAAGUGGUAUUUACACGAUCAGUAAUUUGUGUACACUAUUACUGCUUAUAUGAACACUAAGUAAAUUCAAUUAGGUUUAUGAAAUGUACAACUUUUCAAUGGCAAGAUUGUCAAAAUGAAUAUACAAAAUACUGAUUUUUCAUUCUACUGUAAUAACACUUUUAUAAAGUGAUUUGAAUAAACGUGAUUGCAAUGUA